Vitrella brassicaformis is the source of this 312-nucleotide messenger RNA. The record is from the annotation of a GenBank genome assembly. NCBI's taxonomy places the organism in Eukaryota, Vitrellaceae.
UCAGAAUUCCAGGAUGAGAUACUCCCACAUAUACAGGAAGAGCGCCCCUAUCAUGAGUGAUGCCAGGCCGUAGCUGACGAACAGGCUCUUCCGCUUCCUCUCCUUCUCCUGCCGGCUGCCCGUGUCCUGUUCGCUCGUCGUGGUCUUCAUCUUGGGCCUCCUGUACUUGUACUGCUCCUCGUCCCACCGCUUCCACGGGUAGAAGUCCUGCAGCCAUCGCACCUGCUGCUGACGCAUCAUGGUGCUGCUGCUGCUGCUGCUGCUGUGUGGGUGAGGGUGGUGGCGCGUCAAGGUCAUUGUCAUGCUCGUCAU